AUGGAAGAAUUCAACCAUUUUGGGUUCUCUUCCACCAAUAUUCAUCAACACCUACCAAUUCGCCGGUUUUCACAGGCAGCACGUGUUGAAGAACACCACCAAUUCCUAUCAGAUGAUCAUAACUCAUCAUGGGAGCUCCUUCAUCACCUUGAUGAUCAAGUUUAUCCACCGGAAAUGGCUCCUGCUUCUGCGGAUUCCAUGGAAGAGUUCCAAUUUGUCGACAGCUUCUUCAACAUCGAAAAUAUCUACAAUGAAGACUCAUCAUAUAAUAACUCUUUCUUCCCUGAAGUUGUUCUUGAUGACACUUUCUUGAUCCCUGACGACAAUGGAGAUUUUCCGAUGAUGAUCGAUAUGAGUAUGAGCAGUUCAUAUGAAGAUGCUACCUCGCCGGAAAUGUCUGUACAACCGGCAGCCACCGUAGACAACCAGGAUCAGGUGAACGUAAAUGGUGUCGACGACGGUUUACAACUGGUCCACCUCCUCUUAGCCUGUGCAGAGGCGGUGGGUUGCCGGGACACUCAACUCGCCGAUUCAAUUCUCUCCCAGAUUUGGCACUCUGCUAACCCUUUUGGUGAUUCCUUACAAAGGGUAUCCUAUUGUUUUGCAAUGGGGUUAAAAUCAAGACUUAUCCAUCUUCAAAAGGGUACCAUUUCAAUGGCGAACAAUUGGGAAGAAGGUGAUGUCACGAGGGAGGAGAAGAUCGAAGCUUUUCAUCUCCUCCACCAGACGACACCAUACAUUUCGUUCGGAUUCAUGGUGGCAAACGACGCCAUUGUUCAAGCGGCCCAAGGGAAAGAUCAAAUCCACAUUAUCGAUUUGGGAAUGGAACACACGCUCCAGUGGCCGUCAUUGAUAAGAACCCUAGCAUCAACAAAACUCAUCCGGAUCACCGGAAUUCUAGGAGAACGGGGAGAAACCGCGGAGUUGGAAUCGGAAAUGAAAUCCGUGGUCGCCGGAGCGAAUUCCGUCGGAAUUGAAGUACAGUUCCGACUGAUUCCAGGGCCAGCCACUCCGGCGAUGCUAACGAGAGAGAAUCUAGGAAUAAAAGAAGGUGAAUCGUUGUUUGUAAACAGCAUACUCCAUUUGCAUACGUAUGUGAAGGAGAGCAGAGGUUCCCUGAAAACGAUACUUCAGGCGAUCAAGAAGUUAGGGCCGACGCUGCUAACGGUGGCGGAGCAAGACGCGAACCACAACGGGCCAUUUUUUCUCGGGCGAUUUCUUGAAUCGUUACAUUAUUAUUCGGCGAUAUUUGAUUCAUUGGAAGCAAGAAUGGGGAGAAACAGUAUGGAGAGGAUGAAGAUUGAGAGGAAUCACUUUGCGGAGGAGAUAAGGAAUAUAGUGGCGUAUGAGGGAACGGAAAGGGUGGAGAGACAUGAGAGAGCUGAUCAAUGGCGGCGGCAGUUGGGGAGGGCGGGGUUUCAGGUGGUGACCGGAAUGAAAGACCGGCAAGCUAUGGUGAUGAAGAGUUUAGGCGGUGGUGAUGGGUAUACAGUGGGGAAUGAUCAGAAAGGGAAUGUUUUGCUUGGUUGGAAAGGGAGGCCGAUCAUGCUGGCGGCGGCUUGGCAGCCAAGCUCCUCCUAG
Molecule: messenger RNA, 1581 nt
Organism: Lactuca saligna
Lineage: Eukaryota; Viridiplantae; Streptophyta; Magnoliopsida; Asterales; Asteraceae
Source: the annotation of a GenBank genome assembly